UCUUCUUGCAUAACAAUGCAGACCAGCUGGGAAAGCUCAACCCAAGCAGACAGACAGGACAACAGUGAACAGUGCACGCAUGCUUGUGUUGAUGCCUACUUCUUCACUUCUUCUGAAACAGUUGUAUCCAAGAAGAUGUCUGUGUGGACCUUGUCUGCCUAUCUGAAUCUCCAGACAUGCCUUAUGCUGGGGCUAGUGUUCCUGUUGGCUUACUGGUAUCUUAUCAGGACCAGGGGAAAACUCAACCUUCCACCAGGGCCAUGGGCACUGCCUUUGCUGGGGAACGUGGCCCAAAUUUUCACCAAGGCCCCAUACAAGCUAUGGAUGGAACUUGUGAAGGAGUAUGGUCCUGUGAUCUACCUGUGGCUGGGGAGCCAACAGAUAGUUGUACUGAACAGCUAUGCAGCCAUCCACGAGGCUCUGGUCAAGAAAGGAGAGGACUUCUCCAAUAGACCUGCUCUGCACACCUUCAAACUCAUGGGGCUAACCAACAAUGGAAUUGUUCUCCUUCCCUAUGGGUCAUUCUUCAAACAGCAGCGCAAGUUCACCAUCAUGGGUCUUCGAGACUUCGGUUUCGGCAAACGCAGCUUGGAGGGGAAAAUCAUCGAGGAAUCGCACGAGCUACGGGAGGAGAUCCUCAAGAAGGGACAGAAGCCCUUCAACAUCCGGCGCAUGCUACAGAACGCAGUAGGUAACGUCAUCUGCUCUAUAGUGCUGGGAAGACGCUUCGAGUAUGACGAUGAGAAGUUAGAAAAGAUCAUGAGGGCGUUUGACCAAAACACCGGCGACCAGCGCCUGAGCAGAAUGGCCGACUUCUUCCCCUGGGCGCGACACAUUCCCGUAGUCAAACGCGCCGUUACCAAGUAUGUGAAAGACGUAGAGAGAUGCGUGGGUAUCUUCCGGGAGGACAUCGCCGCCCACAAGGAAAGUUUCGAUCCCAACGACAUCCGAGAUUUCAUCGACACGUUCAUCCUAGAGAUGAAGAACAAGGAAGGAGACGAUGAUAGUGAUUUCACAGACAGACAGUUGGAGUACCUCAUAAGGGACUUGUUCUUAGCUGGUGAGGAGAGUACUUCUAACACACUGAACUGGGCACUCCUGUACAUGCUGCGUCACCCGGAUGUACAAGAGAAGGUGCAGCGCGAGAUCGACAGCGCCAUCGGACAGAACACCCCGUCCUUCUCCCACCGCAGCCAGCUACCGUACACGGAGGCGGUCACCAUGGAAGUCAUGCGUAUCAACCCCAUUGCUCCGCUCAGCGCCAUCCAUGCUACGUCCAACGCCACCACCCUUCUAGGAUACGACAUACCGAAGGAGGCUAUCGUGUUCACCAACCUGUGGGCAGUUCUACAUGAUCCCGAGGUCUACCCCGAGCCUGAUGUCUUCAAACCUGAGAGAUUUCUGGACGACAAGGGUCAAUGUAAAAAGGGGGACAACUUCAUUCCAUUCUCUCUUGGUAAACGUGCUUGCCCGGGUGAUCACCUUGGCAGGAUGGAACUCUUCCUGCUCUUCACCUCCCUGAUGCAGCACUUCACUUUCAAGCUGCCAGAGGGCGCACCACUACCAUCCGAGCAGGGGCAAAGGGGAAUCACCAACAAUGCUGUAGCAUUUGAACUCUAUGCCAUACCAAGGGAGUGAGGAUGGUGUUUACCAUUUGUGUGAACUUAAAGCGAUAAAGUCACCAAAAGACCUAACAUUUCCAAAAGUCAUAACAUUUCUUCAGAUUGCAUUCAGCCCAAACAGUAAUAUUAAUUUUUUUUACUAUCAAACGAAACCUGCAAAAACAUUCCUUUAGUUUUAAGAAGCAGAUAAGGCCUAGGAAAAAAAAUGUUGUGUUUCCUGUUUCCCUACCUACCCUAAAAAAACCUGCCGACCCUAUACUUUU
This is a messenger RNA of Branchiostoma floridae (Florida lancelet), 1885 nucleotides long. Its product is annotated as cytochrome P450 2J1-like. The record is from RefSeq and is a predicted model, not a curated record. Lineage: Eukaryota; Metazoa; Chordata; Leptocardii; Amphioxiformes; Branchiostomatidae. Gene Ontology annotation, biological process: xenobiotic metabolic process. The coding region runs from base 16 to 1638 and encodes 540 amino acids. Gene Ontology annotation, cellular component: cytoplasm; intracellular membrane-bounded organelle. The transcript is spliced from 4 exons. Gene Ontology annotation, molecular function: heme binding; oxidoreductase activity, acting on paired donors, with incorporation or reduction of molecular oxygen, reduced flavin or flavoprotein as one donor, and incorporation of one atom of oxygen; iron ion binding.